Molecule: messenger RNA, 270 nt
Organism: Microthlaspi erraticum
Lineage: Eukaryota; Viridiplantae; Streptophyta; Magnoliopsida; Brassicales; Brassicaceae
Source: the annotation of a GenBank genome assembly
AUGUGUCAGAUAAGGUUUGUGUCAAUCGUGUAUCUAUUGUCUCUUCCCAGAUCUACUCGCGCUGCGGUGGUUCCAUUCCUUCGUCUUACUCGAUCUCUCACUCAAUCGGAGGAGAUGAUCUCUCUUCCACAAGCUUCGGGACUUCCUUCUGGAGAUCGAUGGCUACUUUUACUCGAAAUAUGUAGAUCACGGGAAGACUACUUUAACUGCUGCGAUCACAGAGAAUAUGAUUACUGGAGCUGCACAAAUGGACGUUUUCUAAAACAUUGA